Molecule: messenger RNA, 1038 nt
Organism: Dovyalis caffra
Lineage: Eukaryota; Viridiplantae; Streptophyta; Magnoliopsida; Malpighiales; Salicaceae
Source: the annotation of a GenBank genome assembly
AUGAUGCCCCCAAAUAAUCUUCAGGCAAAGCAGACCUCAAAAGAUGACAACCAAAGCUCUACUAGUAACCGUAAGACAGCAACGACAAGGGCACAAGAGCAAGCCUUGAAGUGUCCGAGAUGUGACUCGCCCAACACAAAAUUCUGCUACUAUAACAAUUACAGUUUAACACAGCCCAGGCAUUUUUGCAAGACUUGUAGAAGGUACUGGACUAAAGGAGGGGCCUUGCGCAACGUUCCCAUCGGCGGUGGCUGUAGAAAAAACAAGAAGAUAAAGUCAUCUUCCAGGCUCUCAAAUGACUCCAAAGACUCGAGUGGCUCCUCGGAGAUCGGUGGAUUCAACUUCUUUCAAGGACUCUCCCCAGCUAUGGAUUUUAAUCUUGGUGGGUUAUCAUUUCCUAGGCUGCACCCUUCACCAAGUGGCAUAUAUAACCAUUUCCCUUCGUUUGGGGAUAUCUCAGCAACUUCUGCAGCUGCACUUACUGUUACUAGUCCUUCUUGUUUCAGUCUUGAUCCAUCUAUGAGCUCCACUGCUUCUGGUUCCUUGAUGGGGUUUAAUUAUCCACUUACUUCAGUUACUAGUGGGUUUGGUGGUGCAAUUCAGGAGAACAUUGGUGGUGGUUCAAUGAAUGUCAACACAAGUCUUGCGUCUUCAAUUGAGUCUCUGAGUUGUAUAAACCAAGAUUUACACUGGAAGUUGCAGCAGCAGAGGUUGGCUAUGCUAUUUGGUACAGGAGAAAAUCACAAAGAUGGCAGUACUGUUUCUACAGCUCCAAUUGAGAACCAGGUACAGAAACCACAACCAAUCAUGUUUGAAAAUCUUGAAAUUUCAAAACCACAAGCAUGUGCUGCUGGUAAUUCAAGAAAAGACGGUGCAACUAGUGGGGAUACAGCAACUGAGUGGUUCUUUGAGAAUUCAUAUGCUCAAGUGACAGCAACGCCAACAAAUAGUAGCAACAAUGGCAAUAAUGACAACACAGGCAAUUGGAAUGCGGUUCGACCUUGGGGUGAUUUGCAUCAGUAUAGUGCUUUGCCCUAG